Messenger RNA from Aspergillus mulundensis, 726 nucleotides. RefSeq names its product putative 2-haloalkanoic acid dehalogenase. The record is from RefSeq and is a predicted model, not a curated record. The coding region runs from base 1 to 726 and encodes 241 amino acids. Lineage: Eukaryota; Fungi; Ascomycota; Eurotiomycetes; Eurotiales; Aspergillaceae. The transcript has a single exon.
AUGUCCACACAAAAACACGUCGUCUUCGACGUCGUAGGCACAUGCGUCUCGUUCGACGCCUACUUUAACGCCAUCGACCGCGUGCUAGGCGACCGACUGCGCGCCAACAACAUCACGCCGCAAUUCUUCGGGUACAGCUGGAUGACAGCCGCAGAGCUAGAGUUCACCUUCCUGUCAAUUUCCGAGCGUCACAAGCCAUACAAGCACAUCCUUGAAGCGGUCUUCUAUCGCACGCUAUAUAUGGCGGGAAUCAAAGACCCCCGCGCGCUGGCUACCGAGGCUGAGCGGGAUGAGUGCAUUCAGGGCUACUGGAGUCUUCAGCUGCGACCUGGGAUUAAAGAGUGCUUCGCGAAGCUUCGAGAACAAGGGUUCACGAUCUGGUGUCUGACGACGGGCGAUAUCGCCCGGGUCAAGGGGUAUUUUGAGCGCGGGGGCGUGGACAUGCCAGCGGAGAAUGUCAUCAGUUGCGAUAGCAAGGGAGUUGCGAAGCCAGCGUUAGGCGCAUACCGACCCGUCUUCGACCAGUUUGCGACCGGCGAUGAGAGAUGGUUUGCCGCGGCGCACAUGUGGGAUGUCUCGACUGCAGUCAAGGUCGGAUUUCGCGGAGCUUAUUGUACGGUCUACGAGCAAGAUCCGUGCCUGGAGAUCUUCGAUACCAAGAUGGAUGUUAUCGCGGAUAGUUUGGUGGAGAUGGCCGAGGGGAUCGUCAAGGCUUCGGCAGCAUGA